Messenger RNA from Athalia rosae (coleseed sawfly), 8237 nucleotides. Its product is annotated as guanylate cyclase 32E. The record is from RefSeq and is a predicted model, not a curated record. Lineage: Eukaryota; Metazoa; Arthropoda; Insecta; Hymenoptera; Athaliidae. The coding region runs from base 2998 to 6921 and encodes 1307 amino acids. The transcript has 23 exons. Gene Ontology annotation, biological process: protein phosphorylation; intracellular signal transduction; cGMP biosynthetic process. Gene Ontology annotation, molecular function: guanylate cyclase activity; peptide receptor activity; ATP binding.
UCUUGUUUUUCACGUAUUCAUUUUUAUCGACGACCCUCCCCGAUUUCCUUCUCGUCCUCGUGUUCUUAUUUUCCACAUUUUCGUGAAAAAGAUUGCUCCGGGUCCGGGAGAUUCCGGUACGAAUGCUGAAUUCGUACGAAGGAUACGUCCCAUUCGUACAUAUGCGAAUCGAUCACGCCCCCUCCUACUCCAGGUGUUGCAAAAUACGCCAGCGUUUAUACAAUUUGUGAAUAUUAUUUCGCGUUUCUCGCCCGUGGAUGUCCGGGUAUUUGAAAACGCGGGGAAACGUACGUCGUACGCGACACGACCGGGAGACUUUCCCUCGAUGGAAAAUCCGAAAUUCAAUUUUUCACCAGACUUGCUUCUUGACUGAUUUACCGUCCGCCGCACCGUUACUCCGCUAAAAUUUAAACCCCGUGAAAAUUCCUAUUCCCUUCUCUCCGACGUACACGACGCCGCUCUCAACUAUCGGCGCGCUUCACUCGCGAAACAAAAUUACACAGAAUGGGAUGAUUUUUUAUUUAUUUUCUAUGCAAGUUUUGGAACCGACGUAUCCAUGGGCCCCAGAUUUCCGUACUCGGUGGAUAAAGUAUAGCGAUUAACGAUAUCAUACGGGAUAAAGUGAGUCGCGGUUGACUUCGGUCGCCAUAAAUCCACGAACUCUGACCCCGGAUCAACGUUUGCGACGAGGACAACGUGAUCCCGACCGACCCGUUUAUAGAAGAAUUAGGAAACGCAUUUUUUCGAGAAAACGAUCAGGCUACCCGAGCGAAAAAGUCGACCGUAAACGCUAUAAAAUUUUGAGUAAGAUUCGACGCUCUGUCGAGGAAAAAACGAGGAAAGAAAAAACAACAUCAGCUCCAUUCUGAACCGCAGUUUAAUAAAUUUGUCGCACGUGCGGUGCGUAACGUGGAAGCUAAAAAUAGUAACAAAUAUAUAUACGUAUCCGUACCUAUAAAAAAUAAAAUUACCGGUAAAUCUUUUGCCGUGAAUUUUUACGUUCCAAAGAAAAUUAUGACGAGGUGCUAAACGGGUCGUACAGUAGCGGCGAUGACUGGUAAAACUAUAUAAUUCGUAAAUAAAACUCAAACGGAUAUGCAGCAAACGGAGCGUGCGAAGUAGCUUAUAGCUAACGCACGCGGAUUUCCUCACGACGCCUCAAAAUUGGCUGUGAAAAACUUCGAUAGUAUAACGUAGGGGUUUUUUUUCACUCGGGGCUCGGCACCCGCGGUUCAAAAGCCGCCACUGUUGACUUUGUACGAACUGGAAACCUGCGUUCACUUCUCUCGGGUCCAGCCCUCCCUGGAACUCUAAAAAAGAGUCGUUAACGGUCACAGAGACCGAGAGAAAUGUAACGAAAUCAUAUCGCGCCCAACUUCUCUCGUUCGUUGGAAUUGAAAAAAUAUAAUAAAAUUUCCCCCCGUUAAUUUCUUCCCACAGGGUGAAACGAGAGGGAGAUAAAUCAUCCCGAUGUAUGAAUCGCGCGUAGAAACGCGCGUAAAAAACGUCGGAAAUUUUUAUUAUUCGUUCGGAAACAAAAUUAUUGUCUUGAAAAAUUACACCAAUCGAACAGCACAUAAUGUACGGUAUACAUCGCACACGCUGUCGAGUUACGCGAUUAAUAUUUCAUCCGCAAUAAAACGUUUGUAAGCGAUCGUGUUCGUGUAGUAAAUCGUACGGCGAUGAUACGUUGGGUAAAAGGUUGCCAAGUUCGGUGUAUUAGAAUGUUUUUUAAUUGUCGAAUAACGGCGUUGUAGGUAUAACCUUGGCGGACGGCUGUUAGCGUCAAUGAUAACCUUACGUAACUUUCGGAACCAUAUAUUUAAAAUAUUGCGUCGACCUCGCGGUCGGUUUUGAUGUGUUGUUAAAAUAGGCCCAACGGGGUUAUUAAUACCAUGAGGCGCGGAGGAACGCGCGGGAGGACUCCGACGAUAUCGGUACGGUCCGACUCCCCGGAAAAAGAAAGGUGACCCGCGAAUCGCCCGACGAAUUAUCGCACCGCGAUCGCGUACAGGUUGCGAAAAAAAGAGCGAAACGAUUCGCGAAAUCCUGCCCGCCGUUGAUACCUUCCGAACGCGAGACGCCGCGGCGUCUCCCCUCUUUUCUGCUCGUGCGAAAAAAAUUCGGCGGACGAACACAGGUGAUCCGAAAAUUGUCCCGUGCCUGCCCCGUACGAACCGCGAGGUACAUGUCUCUUAUCACGUGACACGGACUACACGUUGCGCAAGUGUGCGACAACGAUUCAGAGGACAUUGACAGACGUGUCUAGCGCUUACGCAAUUCUUUUCUAGCUACGGUAUUUCAACAGGCCGCUCGGCUCGAUCGGCUGCUCAAAUUUCUGGAUUUUUUUUUUUUCUAAUUACCGUGAAACAGGUCGCGAUGCGCGUAACGCGUUCGCGUCGUUACGGUUGACGCCGUUGUAGAAGAGAAACGAGCGAGUCACGUUCUCGAAAGAGCUGCGAAUAUCGCGUAUCGGGAAAAAAUUCGAUUUUAUCUCACGGUGCGGACGUAGCAUAAACUGAGAAGUGAAAAAUCUGCAGUCGAUUCGCGUGAAUCUAUACAGGCACUCGACGGAAUGACGAAUGGCUUGUAUAAGCUCUCCUGAUCUUUAUGGGCAUCGAAAUUCAUGAAACAGAAAGGUUUCUUCAUUUCUCCGACCCCCAUAUAUCAAGAAUAUACGCUCGAUCCACAUGGGAGAAUUGUGCGCCCUGCAGCCUAUUAUGCGUGACUUUUAUUGGCUGCUUUGACUCAUUUCGAAAGACAACUUUUACGCAGAGCAGAAAAAAAAAUAGAAGAGGAGAAGUAAAACAAUCACCGGAUUAACCGGAACAAAAAGCGAUGACUGAUUAUGACAAGAUAUAGGGGAAAAAAAUCAACGAACAAAAGGAGGAUGUAUAAUGCGGAGAGCUCCGAUAUCGUUAAUUACUGUUUGGACAACAUCGGAGGAGGGAGAGGCGAAGAUAUCUCUCCGUUCUCCUCGGAGAUUGGACAUCGGGCAUGCGAGAAGUGGAGGCCAGACGGACAUGCGUCCUCCUCACGGCUUUGCUCGCCUUGUUUUUCGGGGGUGUUGACGCGAGGACGUUCACUCUGGGGUAUCUCACCGGUUCGAAACGAAGACCUGGGGACCUCGAGUACCAGAGACCGGGGUAUCGAAUAUCGGGGGCGAUUAAUCUGGCCGUCGAAGAGGUGAACGCCGGUGAGCUGGCCAAACGAGGGCAUAAGCUCGAUUUCAUAGUAGCGGAGACGUACGGCGAAGAGGAAACGAGCAUCCUGAUGACCGCCGACCUCUGGACGAAAAAUGUGAGCGCGUACAUCGGACCGCAGGAAACGUGCAUUCACGAGGGCCGGAUGGCGGCAGCCUUCAACAUCCCGAUGAUCUCUUACUUUUGCACGCAUCGAGAAACAUCGGACAAGUCGGAGUUUCCGACGUUCGCGAGAACGCGACCGCCGGACACUCAGAUUUCUAAAUCCGUGGUGUCGGUACUGCUGGCGUUUAAUUGGACCAAAGUGACGUUCAUGUACAUGAACUCCAGCCUAUUCGAAUUCAACAAGAUGUCAACCGUGGCGGAAACAAUUCUCUCGUCUUUCGAAGCGUCCGGAAUAACCCUGAAUUCACUACGUUGCUGGGGCGAACCUUUCCACCACACCCACAUGCACAACCCUUUUCAUCAACACGUGCAGGACACCUACAAGGAAACGAGGAUUUACGUUAUACUCGGUAACUACUACGACCACAUCGGACUCCUAAUGGCUUUGGACAAGAAAAAGCUCCUCGAAAAAGGAAAUUACUGGGUGCUCGGCGUCGAUCUUGAAGAGUACGAUGAAAAAUCACCGGAUAAAUACCUCCGAGGAUUAUUGCAGGAUAGAACGAAUCUCGCCAUAACGCAAGCUUUCAGAAGUUACUUCAGCAUCGUCGCUUCGCCGCCUGUAAACUUUGAAAACUUUACCCGAGUUAUCAACAAGUACAGGCGAAAACCUCCGUUCAACUUCACCAAUCCUUUGGCGAUCGUCGGUGGGGUCGUUCAGAUCGUACCGGAGACGGCUUACCUCUACGACGCGGUGCACCUCUACGAACGUAGUUUGCUGCAGGCUCUCGACGAGGGCAGAGACCCGGGGGAUGGAAGAGGAAUGGUCGCGGCUCUUCACGGGGUUCACUAUCGCAGCGCGAUGGGGUACAUGGUCUACAUGGAUGAAAAUGGCGACGCGGAGGGAAACUACACUUUAAUUGCCUUCGGAAAUAAUCCAGAGAACGGAGAGGACAGAUUCGGUUUAUACCCGAUCGGAUAUUUUGUUGGAAAAGAAGAGAAGUCAGGUUUGCCCAGGCUCCAAGUGACCGAAGAAAUACAUUGGAUCGGUGGAACGCCACCGAUAGCGGAACCAUACUGCGGAUACCACGGAGAAAAAUGCACCUCGCACACUGGUGAAAUAGUAGGCGGCGUCGCGGGGGGAAUUCUGUUGAUACUAACUGCGAUCGCCCUGGUACUCUACAGGAAUUGGAGAUACGAGCAGGAACUCGACUCGCUAUUAUGGAAAGUCAACUAUAAGGAGAUUCAGAUCAAGGAACAAAGCGGAGACGAAAAUUCGGAUCAGAAAAGCGGCGCGGAUGCCGCAUCCAAAAAUAACAAGGCUGGUCAGCCAGUCGUGAGAACGAGUCAAGUGUCUUUAAGCUCGAAUCCCGACGCCGACUUUCGCUACUCGACUAUAUUUACUCAGAUUGGUGUCUACAAGGGUAGAAUUUACGCUAUUAAAAAGGUCAGGAAAAAAUCCAUAGAAAUUAGCAGGGAGAUGAAGAAAGAACUGAAAAUGAUGCGGGAUCUGCGUCACGAUAAUUUAAACGCAUUUAUCGGAGCCUGUACGGAUCCACCUAACAUUUGCAUAGUAGCGGAAUAUUGUACGAGGGGAAGUCUGAAGGAUAUACUGGACAACGAGGACGUCAAACUGGAUAACAUGUUCAUAGCUUCGUUGGUCGGCGACAUUAUCAGGGGUAUGAUUUAUCUGCACGAGUCACCGAUCCGAUUUCACGGAGCUCUCAGCACGUCGAACUGUCUCGUCGAUUCGCGCUGGGUGGUAAAACUCACUGAUUUCGGACUCCGAGAAUUUAAGAGAGACGCGGAAUGCGAGCCCGCGGAUAUAUUCAAAAAAUACGAAGGUUUGCUGUACCGAGCACCCGAGCUACUCAGAUCAUCCCAGCUCAAGCAACCGUCGAUUCGUGAUUACCAGAAAGGGGACGUUUACUCCUUCGGAAUAGUCCUGUACGAGAUCCAGGGGCGCCACGGACCUUUCGGUAUAACGGAUUUAUCCGCUCCGGAGAUUUUGAAGAGAAUUAUCACUCGAGAGCCGGGAAAACCACCCUACAGACCGCCCUUCGACAAGUUGGAAAACAGCUUCGACUUUGUUCGCGAUUGCCUCGUCGAGUGUUGGGCGGAAAAUCCGGACGAUCGUCCCGAGUUUAAGGUCGUCAGGAACAAAUUACGACCCUUGAAAAAGGGCAUGAAACCGAACAUCUUCGAUAACAUGAUGGCCAUGAUGGAGAAAUACGCCAAUAACUUGGAAGUCCUGGUUGACGAAAGAACGGAUCAACUGAUCGAGGAGAAGAAGAAGACAGACGCCCUCCUCUACGAGAUGCUUCCUCGAUACGUGGCCGAGCAACUGAAACGCGGACAUAAGGUGGAGGCCGAAGGAUUCGACUGCGUGACGAUAUACUUCAGCGACAUCGUCGGUUUUACUUCGAUGUCCGCCGAAAGCACGCCUCUGCAGGUAGUGGACUUCCUGAAUGACCUGUACACGUGCUUCGACUCUACGAUAGAAAACUACGACGUGUACAAGGUGGAAACUAUCGGAGACGCUUACAUGGUGGUCAGCGGACUCCCCAUAAGAAACGGCUGUCAACACGCAGGGGAAGUUGCCACCAUGUCCCUUUACCUCCUCAACGCCAUCAAACAAUUUCCCAUACGCCAUCGGCCCUUGGACAAACUCCAACUCCGGAUAGGAAUUCAUUCCGGACCAGUUUGCGCGGGUGUGGUGGGUUUGAAAAUGCCUCGAUACUGCCUUUUCGGCGAUACCGUGAACACGGCUAGUCGUAUGGAGUCAACCGGACUGCCAUUGAAGAUCCACUGCAGUUGGGAGACUAAGCGUCUCCUCGACGAACUCGGUGGUUUCAAUCUCGUCGAACGUGGUGUGGUAUCGAUGAAGGGAAAGGGCGAGCGAUUGACCUACUGGCUAAUCGGCGAAGAUCCCUUCCUCAGGGAACAAAGAUCCAAGGAGAGGGCCGCUCGACGAUCCCUGACUUCCGGCGGUUUGAAUAAAACAGCCAUCGGGGAAUGUUCGGUGCCCCGAAGCUCCUUGAAAAAUAAAUCCCUCGCUAGGACGACCUUCCUACGUUGUUCCAGCGAAUCACCGAAGCGCCUGAGGUUCGCCAGCUCCGAUCAACUGGACCAACAAACUCAACGGAGUGGAAGCAGAUUGGAAUCGAUAGCGGACAAUAGUCCCUGCAAAAGGAGGCCGUCGUGCGCCCCCGGGGGUUUGAAUUGCAUCGAGAGCAUGCGUUCUGCCAGUACCUCUUGUCCGUGUGUUGAAAAAUUAUGCGACGCCGCGCCAUCGUCGCUUCAAGUUCUCGAUACGGAGUCAGCUGAAAUAACUACGAAUAAAAUGAACGGCGGAUUUUCCCUGACCAGUAGCGUUCCGGCGCUAAGAGGUUCGCCUGGGUCGAACCGCGCCGAUAUUAUUAGCCACGGAGCCACCAGAAAUUUCCGUUUCAAACCCAGCCUCGGUUUGCAAAUGGUCUGCAGAUCGGCACCAAGCAGUCCGAGACACAGUUCUUUGGUGAUGGAGGCACCUCGUCGCAACACUCAAUCGACGGAAGAAAUCGACGGAUGGGAUUCGACGCCGCUCAUUUAUUCAUCGAGUCAAUGUCCCGACUGAUCAACGUCCCGAAAAGGAGCGCAACGCGCACGUCUUUCGCGGUUCUUCGCAUGGACUUCCGGUCCUCGUUCUCCCGGCGUCAAAUCAGAAGAAACGAAAAGGAUCGGAAAUAUAAUGAAACAUGUUCUUUUUCAUUCUCCGCAUCAGAACGGUUUAUUUAACCGAGAGAUGAAAAAUUCGCGUUAAUUCUUUGUCGGCAAAGAAACGAGAGAUAAAGGGACUUUUAACACCGGUCGUUCGGGUCUCCGUGCUCCUCGGCUCACGAGUUACACAGCCCAGAGAGUAGCGUUAUAUUUUUCAACCUUUAAUAAAAGCGGGUUCUCUUUAUCACCGGUAAUAUUGCUCUGCUUAGAAAAUAUUGCUGGGAGUUCUAGCCGUUCGGGGGUGGGUGGGUAAAAAAGGUGGGUGGGGUAAGUUACACACUUACCGUAAAGACGUGUGCGUUACGUUUGUCCGUUGCGUAUUGCGUUUCUAUUAUAUACACGGGGCGAGUUUCGCGGUAAAUCUUAACGUCAUCUCAAUCUUCCCGGACGGGGGAGGGGGUGAGGGAGGUAAUGGCUCGUUAUGUGGUUUUUAUUCGAACGAUAAAUAAGCCGGUAUAUUUAAAUGACUUAAUAAAGUGUCGUGAAUUUCGGUAGUACGUCACAUCCAGUAAAGAAAUCCGAGAGGAGGUUUUUCCUUUGGCACGGUAUUCGAGCGAAUUCAAAAAUAUCACCACGUACGCUGAUUAGUUUCCACAAAUUAAUUCAUCCAGACCCCGAAGCUAGCACCCUUUACACGCUGCUAAUUACCGAGAAAAUUCCCCGACAUAACCGCAAGCUGUUUCGAAGUGUUCGCGCGGGUGGUAAAAUUUUACCUCUACCCAUGUUAUAUGCGUCACACUAUUGUACGCAAGUGUGUUACCUGCGGUGUAUAUCCUUUGAAACGUCGCAUUCAUUCCGAUUCCGUAUAAUUCUAAGGUUUAAUCACUCCUUUCUCACGCGUUCACAUAAUUUCCUUACGAUUUGUCAAAGAAAAUUUCAACCACGUGACGAAAGGAUAACUUAACAAUGCAUAGAGUAUUACAGAUAUAAUGUUAUAUUAUACACAUUAAUAUUGUACUUUAAUGAGAAUAUUUGUACGUGUAAUUUUAUCAAUUAUUAUAUAGCUUAGACAAUCAAGAAGGCUCGUGCUUUUAUUGAUACGUAAAUAAAUCGAUGGAUCGCGUUUUACAUUUCAUGCACAUAAUAGAUAUCGUAUUGUAUUAUUAAUAUCAUCGUUAUUAUGUAUUGUGAAAGUUUAUCUAGUCAACAUAAAAUUUUUCGUUCAUACCUUGA